AUGCACCAACUAAGCCAAUUUAUCUCAAACCCUAGCACAGAACAUCAACAAGCAGCUUCCAAGAUUCUUAGAUACAUUAAAGGUGCUCCUGGAAAAGGGAUUUUCUUUCCCAGCAAUAACAUCAUACAAUUGAAAGGCUUUAGUGACUCUAAUUGGGCAGGCUGUAUUGAUACCAGACAAAGUAUCACUUGUUACUCUAUCUACCUUGGCUCUUCACUUAUUUCAUGGAAAUCGAAGAAACAAGCCACUGUAUCCAAAAGUUCCUCAGAAGCUGGAUAUAGAGCCCUUGCUACAGCCACUAGCAAAAUUCAAUGGUUAACUUUUCUUCUACAGGAUCUUCAAUUAGCUGACAUCUACACAAAAGGACUACCUCUAGCAGCUUUCAAAUUUAUGGUUUCCAUGCUGGGAAUGAUUAACAUUCAUUCUCCAGCUUGA
Vigna angularis (adzuki bean) is the source of this 435-nucleotide messenger RNA. RefSeq names its product secreted RxLR effector protein 161-like. Bases 1 to 435 code for a protein of 144 amino acids. The transcript has 2 exons. The record is from RefSeq and is a predicted model, not a curated record. Lineage: Eukaryota; Viridiplantae; Streptophyta; Magnoliopsida; Fabales; Fabaceae.